AUGGCUUCCUUUAACCCAACCCAGAUUUUUGAAGAUGGUACGACCGAGGAGAAGGGAGAGAACGCUCGUCUCUCUGCUUUUGUUGGUGCUAUCGCAGUUGGAGACUUAGGUAAUUUGAACCCCUCCCAUGAAGCUUUGAAAUACAAUUUGCUGAACGCCUCUGUAGUCAAAUCAACUUUAGGACCAAAGGGAAUGGAUAAGAUUCUCCAGAGCGCAAGCACCGGCGAAAUCUUAGUCACAAACGACGGUGCUACUAUCCUCAAAGCUAUCGCCUUAGAUAACGCAGCUGCCAAAGUUCUUGUCAACAUUUCUAAAGUUCAGGACGACGAGGUCGGAGACGGAACCACUUCUGUUACAGUAUUAGCUGCAGAGCUUCUGCGAGAGGCCGAGAAGCUGGUUGACAAAAAGAUACACCCGCAGACCAUUAUCGAAGGUUAUAGAAUAGCAAGCCAGGCGGCCCUUGCAGCGUUGGAGAAGUCGGCGGUGGACCAUAGCAGCAAUGCCGACGCUUUCAGAAAAGAUUUGUUAGCCAUCGCACGCACGACUUUAAGCUCUAAGGUCCUCUCGCAAGACCGAUAUCAGUUUGCAGAACUGGCUGUUGAUGCAGUUUUACGUAUGAAGGGAUCUUCUGAUCUAAGUCACAUUCAAAUCAUCAAAAAGGCUGGUGGAAAGUUGAGCGAUUCAUAUCUCGAUGAAGGUUUUAUUUUGGACAAGAAAAUCGGAGUCAAUCAACCUAAACGAUUAGAGAAGGCUAAGAUUCUUGUUGCAAAUACCGCCAUGGACACAGAUAAGAUCAAGAUUUUCGGUGCUCGAGUGAAGGUUGGGUCCACCGGAAAAUUGGCUGAAUUAGAGAAAGCCGAGAAAGAUAAGAUGAAGGCAAAGGUAGACAAGAUCAAGGCACACGGUAUCAACUGUUUCAUCAACAGGCAACUCAUCUACAACUGGCCAGAACAACUCUUUUCGGAUGCCGGUAUCAUGUCCAUCGAACAUGCUGAUUUCGAUGGCAUUGAGAGAUUGGCUCUUGUUACUGGUGGUGAGAUCACAUCAACAUUCGAUCACCCAGACCAAGUCAAGCUCGGCCAAUGUGACUUGAUUGAGGAAGUGAUCAUUGGUGAAGAUACUCUCAUCAAAUUCUCCGGCGUUGCUGCUGGUCAAGCUUGUACGAUUGUACUAAGGGGAGCCACCGAGCAAUUACUUGACGAAGCAGAGAGAUCUCUUCAUGAUGCUCUUGCAGUCCUCUCACAGACUGUCAAGGAGCCAAGAACUACCCUUGGUGGAGGCUGUGCCGAGAUGUUGAUGGCCAAAGCUGUUGAAGUUGCCGCAGUCAAAGUAGACGGCAAGAAGCAAAUCGCUGUUGGUUCUUUUGCAGUAGCACUACGUCAAUUACCUACCAUUCUGGCCGACAAUGCCGGUUAUGAUUCAAGUGAUUUAGUGGCUAGACUCCGAACAGCCAUAUACGAUGGUAUGUCUACAUACGGACUGGAUCUUUUGACGCCAGGAGGUGGAAUCGCAGACAUGCGAGAGCUAGGAGUUAUUGAAAGUUACAAGUUAAAGAAGGCAGUAGUUUCAUCUGCUUCUGAGGCAGCAGAGGUCAGUACCACCAAUCCAACGUAUGCAUACAAUACUAACUCCAAGUAG
Messenger RNA from Sclerotinia borealis F-4128, 1638 nucleotides. The record is from the annotation of a GenBank genome assembly. Lineage: Eukaryota; Fungi; Ascomycota; Leotiomycetes; Helotiales; Sclerotiniaceae.